AUAUUAUUUAUUAUUUAUUAUUAUUUUUAUUAUUUAAUAGUGUAUCGGCACAUUCCUAGAAAGCCCAAGUUGUCAUAGAACAAAAGACGAAGAUCCCCGAAUACACAUACCUUAUGUAUAGAAAAUGUGAUAAAGAAUAUUUUUUGGAGAAAUAUUUAUGGGACAUUUUUUUAACACAUAUUUAUUAUAUGACUUAAAAGUAUUUAUUUUCUGUGAUCAGAUCACGUUUCUUCCAACCACUGCCAUGGCUUUAAAGUUUGCUAGUAACCUAUCUUUUAUGUUUACGGAGGCCCCAAAUAUUAUUGAUAGAUAUCAGCUGGCUAAGCAAGCAGGAUUUAAAGCAGUUGAAAGUGGAUUUCCAUUUGGCUUCUCUGUUCAACAAGUCGCUGCAGCUAAAAAGAAAGCAGAUGUCGAUCAAAUACUUUUGAAUGUAUUCACAGGUGAUGUUACGAAAGGAGAAUUGGGUUUUGCUGCGAUUUUAGGUGAAGAGGAAAAUUUUAAAAAGAGUAUUGAGAAAACAAUAGAAUAUGCAAAAGCUUUGGAUUGUAAGAUGAUUCAUGUAAUGUCAGGAAAAGUAGAAUCACCUACCACUGCUAACGAUAUAGUUUAUGAAAAAAACCUGUUAUAUGCCAUUGAAAAAUGUAAAUUGGAAGACAUUGUCAUUCUCAUUGAACCAAUUAAUAACUAUAGCGUACCAAAUUAUUACAUGAAUAAUUUUCAGAAAGCUUUAAAUUUGGUAAAAAAGGUAAACAAUGUGCAUUUUAAGCUACAAAUGGAUAUUUUCCAUUUACAACAUUGCUGUGGUAAUAUUACAAAAUGCAUUCAGGAUUUUUUGCCCUAUGUGGGCCAUAUUCAAGUAGCUCAAGUUCCUGAUAGACAGGAACCAGAUACUCCAGGUGAGAUUAAUUACAAAUACGUCUUUUCUUUACUGGAAAGAAUUGGUUACACUGGAUAUAUUGGUUUGGAAUAUCGGCCAAAAUCAUUAACAACAGAAGGAUUAAAUUGGAUUAAAAAAUAUGGUUACAAUCUGUAAAUAAGUAUUCAUGUAUGUUAUGUAUAUAAAUAUAAUUUUUUUUUAUUUAUAAUAUCUUAAA
Messenger RNA from Nylanderia fulva, 1094 nucleotides. RefSeq names its product hydroxypyruvate isomerase-like protein Gip (gene Gip). The record is from RefSeq and is a predicted model, not a curated record. Lineage: Eukaryota; Metazoa; Arthropoda; Insecta; Hymenoptera; Formicidae. Gene Ontology annotation, biological process: glyoxylate metabolic process. Gene Ontology annotation, molecular function: hydroxypyruvate isomerase activity.